Messenger RNA from Xylona heveae TC161, 624 nucleotides. Its product is annotated as dolichol phosphate-mannose biosynthesis regulatory protein Dpm2. Bases 103 to 369 code for a protein of 88 amino acids. Gene Ontology annotation, biological process: GPI anchor biosynthetic process. NCBI's taxonomy places the organism in Eukaryota, Fungi, Ascomycota, Xylonomycetes, Xylonales, Xylonaceae. Gene Ontology annotation, molecular function: enzyme regulator activity. Gene Ontology annotation, cellular component: dolichol-phosphate-mannose synthase complex; endoplasmic reticulum membrane. The record is from RefSeq and is a predicted model, not a curated record. The transcript is spliced from 3 exons.
AUUCUCCAAACACUACGGGUAAUUCACAGAAACGUCAAGUCAAUUUCCUCUACGUUCAUUUAUCUAACGUUUGAUCACGCUCUUUAUCGAAUAAAUACCGAAAUGCUUGACCGACUUGCUGGCCUGGGCAUGCUUAUUGUCGCUUCUGUGGUCUUCAUCUACUAUACGAUAUGGACACUUCUGAUGCCCUUUGUUGAUCCGGGCCACCCUCUUCACGAUCUGUUUCCCCCACGGGUUUGGGCGAUUAGGAUUCCGGUUAUUCUCAUUCUCCUUGGUUCGGCCGUUGUGGGGUCAUUUUUGGGUGUGGUCAUGAUUCGCAGUAAUCGGAAACGGGCGGCAAAGGCGCAGGCGGCGAAGAAGAAGGCGUAGUUUGCGUUUCUUUUCUUGUUUGAACAAGGCAGAUCUCCGAAGUCUGAAGGAACAUGUGCAGCGAGCCGAGACGCGGAAUGGAGCAGAUGCUGCCUCGGGUCAUAUUGAACAAAGCAUUGGCUGAUCUCCGGACGAGGAUGUUCUGCAUGGAACAUUAAAAAGGCAUUGAGUAAUAAUAUUUGACUCGGAGAAAGAGAUGCUUAAAAAAUUGAUUGCAUUUCAAGUCUGCCUGAAAUUGAGGGAAGGGAAGCACAC